CCGCCUAGUCAAAUGGGGACAGCUAAAAAGUGGGAAAAGUCAGUGAAACUGAGCAGACUUUCGUGACAUUUUUCUUUUAUUUUUCUCGUUUUACCAUCCUGUGGCUUUUACUGGUGGCACCUGUGUAUCCACCCGAAGUCUGCCCUGCGUCAAAGUGGUCUUUAGGUGCGCUCGAAGGUGUAUCUUGUGCACUCUACUCUGCCCUGUUUCAAAAGUGACAAGGUGAACCUGAACCGUAACCUGAACCAUCACGGAUAAAAUGGAGUGUAUAUCUGGUGUGCCCCGACGAAUCAUGGGGGGACAACAGGAGUAUCUUUUACAAGGCAGCAUCAUGGAUGGUGCCUUCGAAGUGUUAGUUCACAGGUUGCGGGGUCUGUGUGACAACGCCGAUUCUCCCAUCGAGUCCUUUCAAGACUAUGAACUCGUCUUCCAAAUACGUGGGCCAACUGGUACACCAGUCACUGUACGAGCCAGACAGUCACUGGACAGUCCUCAGAUGCCUCGACAUCUGCGCUAUGUGGGUCAGCCUGAAGUCGGUGAUCGUGGAAGACACACCUUAGUGAGGAGUGUCAUCGAUGUCGGCACCUCUAACAAUCUCAUCACGUUUCUCAAUGAAAUAGGUUGCAGGUUGGAUUUUGAGUACGUGCUCAAAGGUCACCUGUUCCAGAAAGGAAGGAUGAAGGUGGUCGUGGCAAAGGUCUUCCGGCUUCUCCAGCAGGGAAAUCCAGAGAGUAUUGAGCCCUUAUCACAGUCUCACAUCAUCGAACUAAGUGUGGUUGCACCUGCAGGACAGGAAUCACUCGGUGACGAGAUGAAGAUGUUUGCGGAUCAACUCAAGCCGUUAGUGGAGCUGGAAAAAAUAGACCACACAAGGCUCCAACACGUGUGACGGAUUUUUUUUUCCAAUGAUUACUUGAAGACAACAGUGUCCAACAUGGCACCCAGGCACUGAACUAUGUUUGAGGUCAUCAGGGCAUCCACUCUCUCUUCCAAGUGCCGCUUGGGAUCCUGCAAACUAGCCACGAUAUAGCCAUCGGCAAUAAAAGAAACUCCCCUGUC
Molecule: messenger RNA, 1059 nt
Organism: Ornithodoros turicata
Lineage: Eukaryota; Metazoa; Arthropoda; Arachnida; Ixodida; Argasidae
Gene: MED18
Product: mediator of RNA polymerase II transcription subunit 18-like
Exons: 7
Coding region: 260-889 (209 amino acids)
Biological process (GO): regulation of transcription by RNA polymerase II; termination of RNA polymerase II transcription
Cellular component (GO): core mediator complex; mediator complex
Molecular function (GO): transcription coregulator activity
Source: RefSeq, a predicted model, not a curated record